Enterobius vermicularis (human pinworm) is the source of this 1925-nucleotide messenger RNA. Lineage: Eukaryota; Metazoa; Nematoda; Chromadorea; Rhabditida; Oxyuridae. The record is from the annotation of a GenBank genome assembly.
AUGCCUGUAAUUGAUCGUUUAAAAAAAUUUAUUAGGGGCGACGAAAGGAAGCAACCGGUAAAAAACGUUCCAUCUUGUGUACAUUUAGAGACUGAUGUAGCAGAAUACUGGACUUUGGCUGAUGUUGUUGGCGACGGGGCUUUUGGAAACGUUUACAAGGCCAUUUUCAAAGCUGAUCCUAAUAAGAUAGCUGCAGCGAAGUCUAUGGAACUAGAGGAUGAUGAGGGCACUGACGUGAUGGUUGAAGUUGAGAUCUUGUCAAAAUGCAAACACCCGAACAUCGUUGGUCUUUAUGAGGCUUAUACACUUGGCAAUCGCAUUACUCUUCUACUCGAAUUUUGUGGAGGCGGUGCUGUAGACAGUAUCAUGAUUGAACUAUCUCGAGGUUUGACAGAAGUACAAAUUCAUUAUGUGAUGAAAGAAAUUUUAAAAGCUUUAAAAUAUCUUCAUAGCCAGAAUGUUAUACAUAGAGAUCUGAAAGCGGGAAAUGUGUUGCUCACAACCAAUGCAGAAGUCAAAUUAGCUGAUUUUGGCGUAUCUGCCUUGUGUAAGGAAGCUAAUGAAGAACGGUCAACAUUCAUUGGUACUCCUUAUUGGAUGGCUCCUGAGGUUAUGUUGUGUGAAACAUUUCCGGAAAAAAAAUAUGGCAAUGCCGCUGACAUAUGGAGUUUUGGUAUCACUCUUAUAGAAAUGGCGGAUGAAAGACCUCCAUACUCAGAAAUGAACCCUGCUAAAGUUGUGUUCAAGAUAAUAAAAGCUGAUCCUCCGACAUUAGAAAAGCCUGGCCUGUGGACUAGUAAUUUCAAGGAUGUUAUAGCUAAAUGCCUAAAUAAGGAUCGUCUCAAACGUCCCACAGCGGCUGAACUUUUGUGUCACCCGUUUUUCGAUAAAGAAGGAGAUGUACGCUCGGUUCAGCGUUUAAUUUACGAAAUGAAUGCGGAACAAGUGACUACAGAAGUAAUGGAACCAGAAUUUGAUGAGGAUGACGAUACAUCAUCAUCUAUUGACCUCCGCAGCGGUGGGGAUACGCACAAUGAAUUAAUUGAGUUACUUGGAGAAGAAAAGGGACGUACAUUUAUAAAAAGUAUAAAAGGUGAUGAAUUGGGAAUUUUGGAUGUUCCGAAGAGUGCACCAGUGGAUAUUUUGAACGAGGAACAAAAGAUGGACAGAUUAGCAGCGAGUGAGGCUGCUUUGGAGACAAAAGAGGAAGAAGAAGAGUGUGAAGAGACUGUGCUUUCGAAAGAGAAGUCAUUUGAAGAAGAGCCUAUCAAUGAAGCUGUCAAACUUAAGGAAACAAGUGAUCAUCAAGAAAAAAUUACUUCCUUGGUCACAUUAAACAAGGGCGUUAUUAAUUCCACGCAGCUUUCUGUCGUUUGUUCAGCUGAUAAAGCUACUGUACUGACUACGGAAAUUUCGUUACCUUCGCCUAGUGUUAGUAAGGCGACAGCAGAGGAAACUUUCGCAGUUGGCCCAUUAAGUCCUUAUGGCCACGCAGCAUGCGUAAAUGCUCUGAACGAUUUGGACAAUGCACUGAACAGUGAGGAGUCGUACGCACCAGUAACAGUGAAAGAAGCUGGGAUACCUGAUGAACCAAAAGGGGUCGCUCCUACUUUAUCGUUUAAUCUUGAAGACUCCUCUUCAGAUAAAGAGCAUAAUUCCAAAAAAAAGUUACUUAUUCCUAAUAGUCCUCCAACCCAUAAAAUCCGGGAUAUUGUGGGACAGGCGAAACUUGGUGGUUAUGUUUCUGAAAAAGAGGAGAAGAAACCACUAAACAUGCCUGUCUCGCUAGUUUCAUGGGACGCAUUCUUUAGAAGAAUGGCACCAACAGAACGUGUGGAACGAUCCAUCAUAUCUGACAAAAAUGCUAUUUCGCCAACUCAGUUUAUAAGAACAAAUGUAUGUCCACGUAUUUUGCACAGUUGAGC